Williopsis jadinii is the source of this 2752-nucleotide messenger RNA. RefSeq names its product DNA ligase (ATP) DNL4 (gene DNL4). Lineage: Eukaryota; Fungi; Ascomycota; Saccharomycetes; Phaffomycetales; Wickerhamomycetaceae. Gene Ontology annotation, cellular component: DNA ligase IV complex. Gene Ontology annotation, molecular function: DNA binding; ATP binding; DNA ligase (ATP) activity. The record is from RefSeq and is a predicted model, not a curated record. Bases 47 to 2743 code for a protein of 898 amino acids. Gene Ontology annotation, biological process: double-strand break repair via nonhomologous end joining; nucleotide-excision repair, DNA gap filling; DNA recombination. The transcript has a single exon.
CUUCACCAUGUUUCUCCACAUCAACAGGUAGUUGGUCAGCCCAUAAAUGAUGGACCAGGAGCCUUCUCCGGAGAACUUUGGUGGACCGUUACCGAGCUUCAAGUGGCUCUGUGAAGAAUUGUUUGUGAAGUUGGAUAGAAUCCAUGCAGAGAACAACAAGUUAACCGUCACUGAGCAGAAGAGGAAAGUUGUUGAAGUGUUUAUACAGCACUGGAGAGGAACUGUGGGACCACAGUUCUUCCCAGCGUUGAGACUCAUCAUGCCGAAUAAGGACCGUGAGAGACUGUACAAUAUCAAGGAUUACUACCUUGGGAAGCGAGUCUUGGAAUUGCUGAAGAUUCCGAAGAGUUCCUCAACUACUGAACGAGUUAUCAACUGGAAGCGAGGCACUGGUGAAAGGAUGUCGAAGAUAUGUGUUGAGGUACUGCGUGAAAGAAGGCCAGACGUUAAAGGUGGGGGUAUCUCUAUCGAGGAAUUGAACAGGAUACUGGACAGACUUUCCAGUCUGGAUUGUAAAAAGCAGGAACAGAUGACGAUACUGAGACACUGCUUAGAUAACAUGUGCUUUGUCGAAGUAAGGUAUUUUCUGGAUAUCCUUCUGAAGAAGAACAUCGUUAGAAACAUGGAGAACACAGUCCUUUAUAUGUGGCACCCGGAUGCUGUAAACUACCUGAAGGUGGUUUCAGAUCUGAGGCAUCUGUGCGAUAAGUUGUAUGACCCUGGAAAAAGACUAUCUCAAGCAGAGUUGAGCAUAAACUUGGGAUUCCCAUUCUCACCGCAACUGGCUAAGAAGCCAAACAUUUCAUAUGCUAACCUGGUUCAAUCAUUUCAGUCAAACUUCGUCAUCGAGGAGAAAUUGGAUGGCGAAAGGAUCCAGAUGCACUAUAUCAACUACGGCGAAGAGAUACGCUACUGGUCCCGCCGUGGUACAGAUUAUACCUAUCUUUAUGGAGAUUCACUAACCAGCGGUUGUAUUUCACCACACUUGAGAUUCUUGGAAAACGUCCAAUCAGCAGUAUUGGACGGCGAAAUGGUCACCUAUGACCCCGAAAGAAAUGCCAUAUUGCCCUUUGGGGCAUUGAAGAGUUCAGCAGUCCAGGAAUUGCAAAGGAUACAUGGGAACAUAACUGAAUGCGACAGACUUACAGCAAGACCUUUGUUCAUAGUCUUUGACAUUUUGCACUUGAAUGGAUCAUCCUUGGUUUACAAAACGCUGGAACAUAGAAAGGAAUUCCUAAAUGCAGUUCUAAGACCAACGGAAACCUUUGUGGAAAUUAUAAACUCUGUUAGAGCAACUGAUGAAUCCAUGAUUGUGAAGGCACUCGAAACAACGAUAUCCAAAGGUUUGGAAGGUAUAAUGGUGAAGCAGUUACAGAGUAAGUACUAUAUGGAUAAGAGGUCGGAUUUUUGGGUCAAAAUCAAACCUGAAUACUUAGAACAAUUUGGUGAAAAUGUUGAUCUUGUUGUCAUUGGACGUGAAAAGUCUAAAAAGGAUAUAUACUACUGUGGAUUAAAAGUUGAUGAUUCACCUUUGUUUUGGUGUUUUUGUCGAGUGGCUAAUGGAUUUGAUCAGGAUGAUUACAGAAAGAUUGAAGAAUUGACAGGAGGUAAAUGGAAGUCAACCGAGACGUGCAUGCCUCCGAUUGACUUGAUCGAGUUUGGUAAAAAGAUACCUCCAGAGUGGAUCGAUCCAAGAGAAUCCUUUGUCAUUGAAGUCAAGGCAAGAUCUGUCGAUAGAUCACUGUCGAGAAACUAUAAAGUGGAAACCACUUUGUAUAACGCAUACAGUAGGAGAAUUAGAGACGAUAAGGACUGGAAAACAGCGACAACACUUGAUGAGUAUAAAGAGAUCAAGCUUUCUAGCAGGGAUGUUGGGGAUGAUUUACACAAGUUAAACGUUCAAAGAAAAAGAUUGCAAAGGAAGAGAAAAUUGGAAAACCGGGACGAAGAAGUUUGGAAUUUAACCUUGAGCUCAAGACAGUCUAGUCUGUUUGAUGGGUUAACAUUCAUGGUGAUAUCUGAUGGGUUUUACGAAGGUUGUAAAUAUUUCACCACUGAUAUCGAGUCCGUUAUUAGAAAGAACGGGGGUACAAUAACGAAGAACCAAGCCCUUGUCGAGGAUGUUUCCCUCUUGAGAAUCAUUGGGAAUAAGAAAACGUUACAGGCGAUUUAUCUAAGAGAAGAAGGAUACGACGUGUUUAAGGUGAAUUGGAUAUUCGAUUCAAUCAGAGAAAGGCAACUCUGUAAAGUAUUACCAAAGCAUUGUCUUUUAGUAUCUAGCAAACUGAAGGAGGUUGCUGCCCAAAGAGUUGAUUCUCUUGGAAUUGGUUUCACAGCGAUGGUCACCCCGGGGAGUCUCAGGAGAGUAUUACAGGAAGAACUACAGAUCGAUGGACCUGUACUGAGAGGUAUAGAGCUAGUUCAACUCUUUGGAGGGUUAAAACCCUACGUGUAUGCCAACGAUGCCUAUGAGCAGAAGAUGAUGGAAUUACAACUGCAGAGAUUCGGUGCACGAGUAACCUCGGACUUGGAGACUUGCAACAUUGUAAUUGUAUCUUCUGAUGAGGCAUGUGAAUCACAAGUGAAACAAAUGAGAGGACAGUUAUCAUCACUUGCAAAAUAUCGUGAUUCCAAGGUUGAGACGGUUCGAAUCGUCACUAUGCCAUGGAUAUCAAAGAGUAUUGAAGAAGGCGUGCAGGCUGAUCCGAGGGAUUUCCAGGCGAUAACGAAUAGAGACAUCUAAACCAUACCC